Messenger RNA from Penicillium malachiteum, 756 nucleotides. RefSeq lists its product as uncharacterized. The record is from RefSeq and is a predicted model, not a curated record. The coding region runs from base 1 to 756 and encodes 251 amino acids. The transcript has a single exon. NCBI's taxonomy places the organism in Eukaryota, Fungi, Ascomycota, Eurotiomycetes, Eurotiales, Aspergillaceae.
AUGCCCGAGGCUACAAAUACCUGGUGGACAAAUUGGCUCUCUCAGAUUGCUGGAAAUGACACCAUUCCAGACCAAUAUGCCUACCAUUUGGAAGGGUCACCAGAUGACUUCUACGAUGAUCUCCAGAAUACAAACGUCUCAUUGGCAGCUCUUCUGAAGACCUAUGGUCUUCCAGAGCGACAGAUCAACAUCAACGAAUAUGCCACAUUCGACGAGCAAAUCCCAGCUGGCGCAGCUUGGUGGAUCUCUCGACUGGAAAGAUACGAUGCAUACGGUCUUCGUGGAAACUGGCAGUCUCUCUGCGUUCUGCAUGACCUGUUCGCCAACCUUCUCACCAAGGUCUCAGACCCAACUACCUGUACCGACACCGACUACGUUGCAGCUCCGGAGUACCAAGUAUACAAAUACUACAACCUCAACAUGACCGGCGAACGACUGAAUACUACUGGUACCGGCGAUCGCUUGAUGGAUGUAUACGCCACUGUUGAUUCCGACAAGGUCCGCAUUCUUUGUGGAGUCCGGAUCACAGAGGGUACUUGGCAGAUUACUGUGGACAACAUGGAUGCUGUUGGACUUCCAUCUUCGGGAACAAUUGACAUUCAGACUUGGGGAUUUGCUGGUACAUCAGUAUGGGAAGAAGUGGACUCCCCGAGCGACCGUGGAAUUGUCUCGCAUACCUACUCUGGUAACUCGUUGACAUUCCCCAUAUACCAGACUGAUACUAGUACAGCCUGGGCCUUUGAAUUUUCUCGCUAG